Messenger RNA from Rhodamnia argentea, 1494 nucleotides. RefSeq names its product alpha/beta hydrolase domain-containing protein 17B. The record is from RefSeq and is a predicted model, not a curated record. The coding region runs from base 293 to 1174 and encodes 293 amino acids. The transcript is spliced from 5 exons. NCBI's taxonomy places the organism in Eukaryota, Viridiplantae, Streptophyta, Magnoliopsida, Myrtales, Myrtaceae.
AAAAAAGGCCCAAGAAAUUCUUCACACGCCAAAAAGAUUAAAAAAAAAAAAAACACCCAUAAAAAGAAACAACCUCCUCAAAACGUCCGACGUCACACACGCAAAAAAUACUAAACCGAAAACCCCGCUCAUCUCCAACCUCGGGGAAUUUCUCCAAACAGAACCUGAGGACAUUUCCAGGCCAUUUUCCCUCUCCAACAACUCUAAUUUGUUCCUCUCUCUUUUUCCCUUCAAUGAUUUGAUUUGCAAGUUUGCAUUUUUCUUUAGAAUUUCGUUUUGUCUCUUGGCGUUGAUGGGAAAUGUGACGUCCAAUGUGGCCGCGAAGUUCGCGUUUUUCCCGCCAGACCCACGGACGUACGAUGUGCUCAAAGACGAAGGUGGGAAGCUGUUGUUCUCCGGGGUCACGGCCGACAAGAACAUGGACGUCCACAUGCUCGACACGAAGGGUGGUAAUAAGAUCGUUGCCACUUUCUGGAAACACCCUUUUGCCAGAUUCACCCUCCUCUAUUCCCACGGCAAUGCGGCUGAUUUAGGCCAGAUGCAGGAGCUCUUCAUUGAGCUCAGAGCUCACCUCCGUGUUAAUAUUAUGAGCUAUGAUUAUUCAGGUUAUGGCGCCUCCUCUGGUAAGCCGUCAGAAUUCAACACUUACCACGACAUAGAGGCUGUUUUUAAUUGCCUGAAGAGUGAAUACGGGAUUAAGCAGGAGGAUCUCAUCCUGUAUGGCCAAUCAGUUGGAAGUGGGCCUACACUGCACUUGGCUGCUCGAUUGCAGAAAUUGCGAGGUGUUGUGCUUCAUAGUGCCAUACUUUCAGGCAUUCGUGUCCUUUAUCCUGUCAAGAUGACUUUUUGGUUUGACAUAUUUAAGAAUAUUGACAAAAUACGGCAGGUCAACUGUCCAGUUCUAGUCAUACAUGGAACAAAUGAUGACAUCGUAGAUUGGUCCCAUGGAAAACGCUUGUGGGAACUUUCCAAAGAAAAAUACGACCCUUUAUGGGUCAAGGGCGGGGGUCAUUGCAACCUCGAGACCUAUCCUGAGUACAUUAAGCACCUGCGCAAGUACAUAAGCGCGAUGGAGAAACUUUCCCUCACGAGACAGACAAAGCCUCAGCUUACAUCUAAUUCCAGCAUGACGGAAGUCAAACAUAACAAGUGCUUGAGAUUUGGAAAGAAGUAGACCAAAUGGAUGAUUUCUCGGACAAAUUGAGCUGAUAUAAGGUAUUGCCCUAUGCAGAGUAUUGCCACCUCCAAGAAAGAACUCAAAUGUCUCGUUUGCCUAACGCUUGGAAAUUAGGCUUACUCGCUGGGGCUUGUUCAUGUUUGCAUCGAGUAUCCGAUGAUAUGAAAACAUGUUCAAUCUUGGCUCUUGCGCAUGACUACGAGAUUCAGAAUGAUCUUGAUGUGGGUGUGGCAUGUUGUGUACAAGUAGCAUAGUGUGAGUUUCCUGUAAGGACUAACAUCAUUCUUAGAAAGAGAAAUGCAGAGGUUACUUUCUUA